Messenger RNA from Dicrocoelium dendriticum, 1386 nucleotides. Lineage: Eukaryota; Metazoa; Platyhelminthes; Trematoda; Plagiorchiida; Dicrocoeliidae. The record is from the annotation of a GenBank genome assembly.
AUGCACAUUGUUACUGGUUGGACCGUCAGUUUCCAUACUUCAGAAUUGGUUCUUGACAUCCCCGGUUACCACUAUGUGAUGGAUUUGUUCAGCGCCUCUGAACUGCCGCCUGAGUGGUGCAACUUUAACAAUAUCGUUCCGUAUCGCAUAUUCCCCACUUACCGUCUCCAGAGAAAACAAGACGAACGGAUUGACCGAAUGCUUUUCGCUCCCUUGCUGACCAGUAGAAAUCUACUUGUAAAGGAUUCCUCCACGGGUACAUUAAUCAACAAUGGACCUACUCCACUAAGAAUUGCUCCAUCAGCUGCGACGAGUACACUGGUUGAUUCGCCUAGUGAGGCUGGGACACAGGCAGGCCUACCAGUCCCGAACCUCGUCACUAAACCAAAACGAAUAUCCCAAGUGAGCUGGAAUGCCGCCGUUCGAAAGAUGGCACAGAAGAGGUUUCCAAACAUAUCUCGCUCAGAGUCACAUAUUCGUCGAGCUCGUAGUCUGAGAGAGCGAAGAUGGCGGAUUCCAGAAGGUGGCUCUUUCCCCAGGCCGCGUUCUCCUGAUGACACCAUGGGGCAUGUUAGGUUUGGAUUGCAGCUUCAGGAAGCUUCGGUGCCUACUGCUUUCUCUGCAGAGAAGCAUACAUCAACGACUAUGCCACACGAAAUGAGAUAUUACGCUUAUGAGAGUCCGCAGUGGGAAAUUCGGUUGCGAAAAGAGUAUAUUUCACCAGGGGAACGCAUCAGAACUGCAUCAAUGGUGCAUUUACUUUUCGCCCAACUUCUUGGCGAUUUGUUCUGCCCUGUCAUGCCCCGCCUGUGUCAUGAAGAUCGUGAACGGUUGCUGGAACUCUUGGGUAACCCGGACAAGCAGACUCAACUAGAUCGGUAUGCUCAUGUGCCAAUUGAGCUCAAAAAGGCAGCUGUCGCAGCCUCCUUAAAGUCUCCCUUAUACUUCGGACGCUUUUUCCCCGUCCUUAUUCUCAAUGCUCCAGGCGACACCAACGAGUGCCAAUGGCUGGUGGUCGGGCACCAUGGCUUACGGCUGGUGUACCAGAACCCGAAUCAGCAGGAUUUCGACAUUCGUAUCACGUUCACACUGAGUGAAGUGAAGCAAGUAACUGCUGCUCGAAUUCCAACAAUCCCUGGAUGGAGACUGGCCGAUUGCGCGGUGGAUGGAAAAGAUAGCGUCGAAACAGUCUCUGUUACAGGUGGAGAUUCGCAGCGGUUGAAUCUGGUGACGAUCAUUGGGCAAAACGACAAGCUGCAACUGUACACGGAUAUGGCCGAUCGUGUCUGCAAAAUUAUAAACAAAUUUCUGGAUGAAUAUCAGGAGGAAGUGAGUCUGAAAAUUUAUGUACAAGGGAUUUCAAAAGCCACCAUACACCAGUUUUAA